GGCGGCCUUACACGAAUUAUCUCAGUGGGAGUCCAUCCGCCGCCAUGACCGUUCGCGCGUGUACCUUUCUUCUGCUAAUAGCUUUCGCACACGCGUUCAUAGACGAAGCGGUCGACGUUAUCAAACUCGGCAAGGAAAUAGGCGAGGAAGUUCUGAACUCAUGGGACCUUUUAGGCAAACCGUUAAACAUAUCGGGAGGCGUGGAUCUCCCUGUUAUCAAGCGGAGGGAAAGGAUAGUUUUGGCGAAACUGGAUCGGAUAUCUCGGAUGAUAGAACGCCUCGAGCUCGGGAUUGAGAAGAAUAGCGCUGUGGCAAUGUUGUUAGCGAAAACUGGUCGAGGAGCGAGAUUAGAGUUGAGAUUACACGAGAUGGCAGAUUUGCUGAGCCGCGUGGCCUCCGCUGACCGACAGAUGAGGGAGUAUGUGAGGUUACAGAAGGAGUUGGAAAGGACUACGCUGGAGGAUUUCGCGCAGUGGUGUGUCUCCCAUGACCCUGGCGCGUUGCCGGGUUUGCUGGAACGAGUUCACGCGCUGAUAGCGCCGCCGCAUAAGCAUUUGCUUGGACGCGGCAUUUUGAAUUUGGUGCUGGAUGAUUUGCAGGAGGAGCAUCCAGACCUUUGCGAGCUGCAGCUGUCACCUCAUCAGCUCAUCUAUGACAUGUACAACACGAUAUCGCUCACCGAGAUCAAGGGAUACGCCAUGAUGCAAUUCUCGUGGAUGCUGCUCAGGAUAUAUGGCAAAGGCAACUUCACACAAGAAGCAAGUUUGACGAGGCAAAGGUAUGGGGAGAGGACGUCGAGGACAGCGGCCGCUGCAAGAGCCGCGUUGGCUAUGGCAAGAAGAGACUUGUAUAGAUGCGACCCUCCACAGCAUAAACUAGGUGAAACAUAUGAAGAAGUGACCAGAUUACUACAAGGAUACAUAGAGAACGAGGUGGACAUGAACUCGGACAACACCUGCAGGGAGAAUUGCGCGUACUACACUCUAGCCGAGCACCACACUUGCUUCAAAGAACAGUUCUGCGCGCAACAGGCGGUUUGCAAGGGAAGGAUCAUAGACUGCAACUAUAUUGACUCUGACAUGUGGGUCUGUCGAGCGGGGAAAAACAGCAAUCGGCGGUACGAAUGGAUCGAGUAUGAAAACGGCAGGACAUUAGGAAAACCUGGCAGCUGCCCACGAGGGACGACAAAGGUCGACUCCUGGUGGAAGUGGAACCUCCUCCACUGCUCUUACUGCAUGUGUCUUUGCGAAGACGAUAUCGGAUCGUCCGAACGCACUUUCAGCUUGCGCGAAGCGAACGCUGAUUUUGACAACAACAAGGUAGUGACUGGUUUAAGACUUGUGAAGCACGGCAGGGUGUUCCACCUCCAGAUAAGCGAAGGUACUUUGGGCGAGAGAGGAUCGAUCACUCCUGGAAGCUGGGUGCCGUUACAGAAGUUCGAUAUCACAGAUUCUGGUAUAAGGGACGGAAUUGACUACCACACGAUGUCUUACGAGAAAAGAGCUAUUGAUUUGGAUGAACUCGAUUCUCCUACUGGAUACAUCUUAACUGGCGUCAGAUUCCGUAUGAUAGGUGCCCAUCUGCACUUCGAGAUUAGAUCAACGCCUUUCAAUUACACGACAGGACGACUGUCACCUGCCAGGAGUCAAUGGAUCAGUAAUGACAACACAGAGGGUGCUGAAGUUCCACGGUCCCGAUUGGAGCUAUUCAGGCCGGACAUACCGACGCGCAGCGCGACGCCGCUGCCCGUGGACUCCAAGCACGACCAGUACUUAGAGUUCACUCACAGUGAUUUCGAGGCUGAUGCGGCGCAGAGCACCGUACCGUUUGUCGACAUUCAACCACUUGAGCCUAUGAAAGGUUCAGCACUAAUAAGUGGGGCCGGUAUUAUCCACCGAGGGACCCGAGGCUCCGGCGGGUUCAUAGCGGCCAAACUCUUCACCUACAACUAUUCCCGACACAUCAAAGCGGAGUCGCCGCCGGCGUUUGUCGAGGCCGACGUGGAAAAAGACUUAGUGCUGCCCGUCAGUAAUUUUUAAAUACUUUAGAAUAUUGAUAAUUUAAUUGAUAAUGGUAAUAUACUCAUUUCUAAUGUAGAGUAAUUUGAAAAAUAAAUUCUUGGUUUAAGCGU
Molecule: messenger RNA, 2131 nt
Organism: Maniola jurtina (meadow brown)
Lineage: Eukaryota; Metazoa; Arthropoda; Insecta; Lepidoptera; Nymphalidae
Gene: orion
Exons: 10
Coding region: 45-2039 (664 amino acids)
Source: RefSeq, a predicted model, not a curated record